AACGCUGUGGUUCAUACUACAGACAGACAGGCUGUACAGCAGAGCCAGCCACACAGCAGCAGCCAGCCACACAGCAGCAGCCAGCCACACAGGAAGGAGCAUCCGCCAGCGCAGUCUGAAGUCCUGUUUGUUUUACCGAUGUGACAACAGGAGCGUGAGAAAGCUGCUGCCCGGAGCCGAACUGCAGGUUGGCGCAGUCGGGCUUCCUUUGGAGGACUUACACAGCCGGACAUGGAUUAUUGGUGCCAGUCUUCACUGCUUUGGAUUUAGUUCAGACACGGCACCUGUCUCUCUCCUCCCCGGUGAAGUGAGUGCGCAAAGAACAGGUGGAUCCUGUUUCUGUGUUGAGCUUAAUCACCCCACCAUCCACCAUCCACCUGUCACCUUUAUGGGGAACCAGGUGGAGAAACUAACGCAUUUAAAUUACGCAGAGGUGCCGACGUCUGAUCCGAAUGGGUUCGACCCGGGCGACGAGGGACCGCGGAUCGGCGUCUCGUAUAUCUUCUCCAACGACGACGACGACCAGGACGACAACCUGGACCGCUUCUCGACGGACAAGCACCGGACUGACCACGAGGAGAAGCCCUUCGACCCCGAGGACGAGCUGGCGUGCGCGGUUUACUACCGAGAGGAGUGCGCCUACGAGAUGAACGCCGGGUCCGCCACGCAGUCUGCGGAGAGUCUCCUGAACAAGUGCCGACCGGGAGACCUGCUGGAGUUUUUGGCCACUGGGCAGUAUCCCCACUGGGCCGUGUACGUGGGGGACUUCCAGGUGGUCCACAUGCACAGGGCUGAGAUAAAGAACAACUUUCUCACCGAUGUGAGCCAGGGUAAAAAAGGCAGGAUAGUGAACGGCCUCUACCGGUACCGUGCGCUGCCCCCGGAGGUCAUCGUGCGCAACGCCCUGGACCACGUCGGGUCAAGAGACCGAGAGCUGUACUGGAGGAACUCUGAGUGCUUCGCCGCUUGGUGCCGCUUUGGCAAACGGGAGUUUAAAAUCGGAGGGGAGAUAAGGAUAGGAAAGCAGCCGUACAGGUUGAAAUUACUCUUCUCAGAGAAGAAGAGUCACGUCUUGGAGUUUCAGAGCCUGGAGGACGUGAUCAUGGAGAAAAGGAGGAACGAUCAGAUUGGCAAAGAUGCUGUGAUGCAAGAGCUGGCCAACCACUUGAACACAGCACAUGAAAACAAAGAAGAGCAUUUUGUCAACUGACAGUGGAUGCUCUGGUCACCUGGUGGAGCUUUAGCUUCAAGGAGGUGAUCAAUGGAAAAUGGAACACUUUCCACGGUGAAAAACUAAAUCCUGUGUGUUUUUGAGGGAGCAUUUAUCCCCCUCCUGUCAAGAGUUUUUUCUUUUCUUUUUCCCAGUGGGCUUGGGUGCACUGUGCCACACUGCAAACAAAACACAAUCAUAACAGGGAGUUACAAUUUCUUCCUCCAAAAUGAGAGGAAAAGCCCGGAAAUCUGUGGCGACACUUGUUUCACUCUCAAGUGCAUCAGCAAAGCAGAUCACGAGGGUCAAAAUACAAAUCCAACAAGUUGAUUUGCUUCAGAAAGAAGUGAAAACUGAAGUGGCAAAUGUCCUCCCUCCUUUUAAGAAAAAUGUGAUUUUUACACACUCAACCCCGGGUUGAGUUAAGUGACUUGUUUUGAUGGCUACAUUUGCAUCGGAGCUGCACCUGCAGUCUAAUUAUUUGGGGAUGAAGUCAGAAUUUAAUUGCCCAUAAUUAUCUUUCUAAUCUAAUGAAUCUUUGCACAGAGGAGCAAAAUCUCUCCAAUGAACUUGUACCUGACGAGCUCCUGUACAACUCAGGUGAUGGGGAUCGAUACAGAUUGGACGAGAGACAAGUACUUGCUUUUUUUUUAUUGUGUGCCAACCUUGAGGAUGCCCUUCUGUUGCUUUAUAUCCAAUCAUCACUGAGCUUUACCUACUCUUUGACCACUUUGUGGACACAGCUAUGACUGCACUUUGACUGAUUCACCUGUUUUAACAGUUUAUUUUUUGGAGAAAAAAAAAAUGUUUGUAUGCAGGAAUAUGGAAAUAAAUAUAUAUUUGAACGGUUA
This is a messenger RNA of Anoplopoma fimbria (sablefish), 2061 nucleotides long. It is a transcript of the gene lratd2b, whose product is annotated as LRAT domain containing 2b. Lineage: Eukaryota; Metazoa; Chordata; Actinopteri; Perciformes; Anoplopomatidae. The coding region runs from base 389 to 1210 and encodes 273 amino acids. The transcript has 2 exons. The record is from RefSeq and is a predicted model, not a curated record.